Molecule: messenger RNA, 591 nt
Organism: Gossypium raimondii (Peruvian cotton)
Lineage: Eukaryota; Viridiplantae; Streptophyta; Magnoliopsida; Malvales; Malvaceae
Product: NADH dehydrogenase [ubiquinone] 1 alpha subcomplex subunit 1
Exons: 3
Coding region: 122-316 (64 amino acids)
Source: RefSeq, a predicted model, not a curated record
UGAAGAUGGAAGGCCCAUUUUCAUAAUGGUUGGGUUAAAUCCCUAGACAAAACAAAACAGUUUAUCAGUCCUCACUCAGAAAAUUGGGAGAUUGGAAAAAGAGAAACAAAGAAGAGAAAGAAUGGCUUGGAUAUGGUUGGAAGCAGCACUUCCCCUCGGAAUCAUAGCUGGAAUGCUCUGCGUUAUGGGCAAUGCUCAGUAUUUCAUCCACAAAGCUUAUCACGGCCGGCCCAAGCACAUUGGGAACGAUAUGUGGGACGUCGCCAUGGAAAGAAGGGAUAAGAAGCUCUUCGAGAACCUCUCUUCCUCUGAUUGAUCCCUUUUUAGUUUUCUUCUGUGUAGGAAACUUGGUCGAUGUUGUGAGAGAAGAAAUAAAAAGUGCUCUAUGAUAUUCUGUAAUGCUGAAGAAGACUAAAGAGCAGAUGAACUCGAGUAUUUUCUUUUUCAUGGUAAUGUUAAGCAUGAACUUCUGAAAUGUUGCACUUUUGACACACUUUCUAAUGUUUACGCUGGUGGUGUAUUGGAGAUUUGUUGCUUCCAAAUUCCUUGUGAUCUUUCUAUUUGCAGGUCUAUGAAUUAUUUUGGAUUAAA